AUGGGUUUUCCUAUGCUGCUUUGCCUCCUGCUAUGCAGCUACUGUGCCGUUGCACUUGGAGGAUUCGUGGUGGUGCCGGGUAGCUCUUUCCAGCCACAAGCAGUGUGCUCCACUUCAAGAGUUACCUCCGAGCCUCGCCGCGCCUCCCUGCCGCUGGCGCACCGGCACGGACCGUGCGCGGCAUUGGGGUCACGGACCAGCGACAAGCCAUCUCUUGCAGAGAGGCUCCGGAUGGACCGCGCCCGCGCCAACUACAUCAUAAGCAAGGCUACCGGGCGCAUGACCACGCUCUCCGAAGGUGGCGCGAGCAUCCCCACGUACCUAGGGGACGCCGUGGACUCGCUGGAGUACGUCGUCACGCUGAGCAUCGGCACGCCGGCCGUCCAGCAGACCGUCCUCAUCGACACCGGCAGCGACCUGUCGUGGGUGCAGUGCAAGCCCUGCAACUCCACCCAGUGCUACCCGCAGAAGGACCCUCUGUUCGACCCGGCCAAGUCGUCGAGCUUCCGUCCCAUCCCCUGCGGCACCGCCGCGUGCAAGCAGCUCGUCGUCGAUGGCUACGACAACGGGUGCACCAACAGCACCGCCACCGGCGCCCCGUCCCUCUGCGGGUACGCCAUCGAGUACGGGAACGGCGCGAUCACCACGGGGGUGUACGGCACCGAGACGCUGACGAUCAACGCCGGCGUCUCCCUCAGCAAGUUCGGCUUCGGAUGCGGCAGCAACCAGCACGGCCCCUACGACAGGUUCGACGGCCUCCUCGGGCUCGGCGGCGCGCCCGAGUCGCUCGUGUCGCAGUACGGCGUCGCCUUCUCCUACUGCCUCCCGCCGACGAACAGCAGCGCCGGGUUCCUCACCCUCGCCCCGCCGCCCAACAACACGGCCGGUUUCGUGUUCACGCCCAUGUACCGCUACGCACCGGACAUCGCCACGUUCUACCUCGUCACGCUCACCGGCAUAAGCGUCGGCGGGAAGCCGCUCGACAUCGCGCCGUCGGUGCUCGCGGGGGGCUUGAUCAUCGACUCCGGCACGGUCAUCACGGGGCUCCCGAAGACGGCCUACGCCGCGCUGCGGAAAGCCUUCCGGAGCGCCAUGUCCCAGUACCCGCUCGUGCCGUCGUCGGACACCGGGCUGGAUACGUGCUACAACUUCACCGGCCACAGCGAGGUCGUCGUGCCCAAGGUCGCACUCACGUUCAACGGCAGCGCGACCAUCGAGCUCGACGUGCCAUCGGGGGUUCUGGUGGAAAGCUGCCUCGCAUUCAUCGCAGAGGGGCGCGACGGCGGCGUCGGGAUCAUCGGCAACGUGAAUCAGCGAACAUUCGAGGUGUUGUAUGAUUCUCGCCAGGGGACUGUCGGGUUCAGGGCUGGUGCCUGCUGA
Molecule: messenger RNA, 1380 nt
Organism: Lolium rigidum
Lineage: Eukaryota; Viridiplantae; Streptophyta; Magnoliopsida; Poales; Poaceae
Product: aspartyl protease family protein At5g10770-like
Exons: 2
Coding region: 1-1380 (459 amino acids)
Biological process (GO): proteolysis
Molecular function (GO): aspartic-type endopeptidase activity
Source: RefSeq, a predicted model, not a curated record